Anoplophora glabripennis (Asian longhorned beetle) is the source of this 924-nucleotide messenger RNA. RefSeq names its product trypsin-1. NCBI's taxonomy places the organism in Eukaryota, Metazoa, Arthropoda, Insecta, Coleoptera, Cerambycidae. Gene Ontology annotation, biological process: proteolysis. The coding region runs from base 52 to 867 and encodes 271 amino acids. Gene Ontology annotation, molecular function: serine-type endopeptidase activity. The transcript is spliced from 4 exons. The record is from RefSeq and is a predicted model, not a curated record.
AACACAUCACAUAUAAAAUAAUUCAUAACGAUCGAAUCCGUAUCAGUUAAGAUGAAGUCUGCUUUAGUGUGGUUGUCGGUUCUUCUCGUUAGAGCUUAUGCUGCUCCCAACGAUCUUCCCAGUGGUCGAAUCGUAGGCGGCGGCAAUGCCGUGUCGGGCCAGUUCACUUACCAGGCCUCAGUCCAAUACUGCCUCCAGGGUACCUGCUCGCACGCCUGCGGCGGCGCCAUCAUCGGUUCCUUAUGGGUACUGUCAGCUGCUCACUGUAUUACCCAAGCGCCCGCCCUUGGCAGCUACCAGAUCUUAGCCGGCGUCCUCAAUCUCAACGACGAGAACCCCGAAAGACAGGUGGUCCGCGUCAGCUAUGCGAUCAUCCACCCCGACUACAGCGGUGGCAACGCUGUUCCCCACGAUCUAGCGGUCUUCAGGCUGGCCACUCCCCUCACCCUCAACUCUCUGGUUCAACCAAUCAAUCUCCCGGACAUAUACGAAAUAUUCGAGGGCAACGCAAUCCUGUCAGGAUGGGGAUCCACUAGUGGCACUGAGGUAGCCAACAUGCCCCUUACCCUCCAAUUUGUUGAGGUACCCAUCAUCCUUCCUGAAACGUGCAAGCAAGCUUUGGAUGCCAUACUAGGAGGCACGCCAAAUCCACUGGACUUGGAAGCCAACAUUUGUACAGGACCAUUGACAGGAGGAGUCGGUAUUUGUUCUGGAGAUUCUGGCGGUCCACUGGCUGACGCCCAAGGACAAAAACUAAUUGGUAUCGCGACAUGGACAGCCAAUCCAUGCGGUAGACCAGGAGCGCCUUCUGUCUACAACAGAGUUAGCCAGUACAUCAGCUGGAUCACAAGUUCUAUCUCUGUCUAAGUACGUUCAAUUCAUUUAUUACCUAUUUAGUUUGCGAAAUAAAGUAUUAGUUCGCUA